This is a messenger RNA of Papaver somniferum (opium poppy), 1986 nucleotides long. RefSeq lists its product as uncharacterized. NCBI's taxonomy places the organism in Eukaryota, Viridiplantae, Streptophyta, Magnoliopsida, Ranunculales, Papaveraceae. Bases 1 to 1986 code for a protein of 661 amino acids. The transcript has a single exon. The record is from RefSeq and is a predicted model, not a curated record. Gene Ontology annotation, molecular function: zinc ion binding; nucleic acid binding.
AUGGUUCUUGGUAUAGGUCAGGGUGGUCCUCGCGAAGCUUUGGUUGAGGAGGUAAUGGAGAGAACGAGAUACGAUGAACUAUCACGCACGGUUGAGCAGCUCGCCGGUCAGGUAGCAACCCUGUUACAACGACAUGAGCGCCGUCAUCCUCCUACUGAUGAGUCCAAUUCAUCUGAUGAAGAUGACGAUAAUGAUACUGAUAACCCUUUUGCUGGGCGUGAGCGUGAAUCUAGGAGUUGGGAAUCAUCAUUCCGCAUCGAAAUUCCUGAGUUUCAUGGUAGCGGGUUGACACCAGAGGAUUGUAUCGACUGGUUUUCUACUGUGGAGGAAGUUCUGGAAUUUAAGAGGGUUCCUGAUAAUCGAGUGGUUCCGCUUGUGGAUACACGCUUUCGGGGUAGGGCUGCUGUUUGGUGGCGUCAACUGAAAGCUUCCCGGAUUCAAAAAGGUAAAACUCCUAUUUCUUCCUGGGCAAGGCUUGAAAAGUGUAUGCGUUCAGCCUUUUUUCCAUUUAACUAUACCAGAGAACUGUAUAUUCGUUUACAAAACCUUCGUCAGGGUUUUCGAUCCAUUGAUGAAUAUACGAAAGAGUUCUAUGAUUUGGUCACUCGGUCAGGUAUUGCAGACACCGAUGAUCAGCUUGUCUCCCGCUAUAUAGGUGGUCUGCGUGAGACUUUCCAGGACACACUAAAUAUGUUUGAUUAUUUUUCUGUGUCUGAGGUUCACCAACGAGCUCUGCGUUUGGAAAAACAAUUAUCCCGUAAGUCAAUUAGAGCAGGUGUUGGCCGUCCUACUGUUACUCCUUCACAGAUUGCUUCCGCUCAACAGAAUGUUAGUACGUCUCAGAGGCCUGGUCCUAAAUGCUACCGAUGUGGUGAUCCUGGUCACUUGGCGAACGAUUGUCGUAAGGCUGGUCGACCUGGCAAAGCCUUACUUGUAGAGACUACUGUUGCUGAUGAUGUCUUUGCUGAUGCGGAGGAGACAUCAACUGAGUUCGAUGAAGUAUUUCUGCCAGGGGACCAAGGUGACUGCUUGAUGAUUUCUCGACCAUCGUUCCUGACGCCGAAGGUUGACACUGAUGAGUCAUGGCUCAGAAAGAACAUCUUCCAGACAACGUGCACCAUAGAAGGCAAAGUCUGUCGAAUGAUCAUUGACUCAGGAAGCUGUGAGAACGUGGUGUCUGAAGACGCUGUGAGAAAGCUCAAGUUAUCAACAGAGAAACAUCCUAGUCCGUACUCUCUUCACUGGCUGAGUAAAGGUUCGGAGGUAACUAUUUCCAAACGUUGUCUUGUGAAGUUUUCCAUUGGUUCUGUAUACGAAGAUGCUUUGUGGUGUGAUGUCGUGGUUAUGGAUGCUUGUCAUCUGCUAUUGGGACGACCUUGGCAAUACGACAGGGAGGUAAUUCACGAUGGUAAGCUAAACACAUAUUCAUUCUUGUUCAAAUCGACUCGCAUCACGUUAGUACCUGCCAAGGAGACUGUGCAGAAACCACUCUCUAAUCUGGCUUCCAAUUUUCUGUCUUGGCGUACGUUUGAGACCGAGAUGAUAGAUGAGGGUAUUUUGUUCAUCUUGUGUGGUCUUUCUCUUGCAUCUGCGACGGCUGUGGAGGUUCCGUCAUGUAUCCAGGGAGUAUUAUCGGACUUUGCGGACAUUUUUCCUGUUGACCUUCCGGAGGGGUUGCCUCCAUCUCGAGCUAUUCAGCACCGGAUAGACUUAGUACCAGGAUCGGUUCUUCCUAAUCGAGCUCAUUACCGUAUGAGCCCAAGAGAACACGAGGAACUACAACGUCAGGUAGGGGAGUUAUUAGCCAAGGGUCUCAUCAGGGAGAGUCUUAGUCCUUGUGCAGUUCCGGCGUUGCUCAUUCCUAAGAAGGACGGUUCAUGGCGCAUGUGUGUGGACAGUCGUGCUAUUAAUAAGAUUACGGUGAAGUAUCGUUUUCACAUCCCUCGUCUGGAUGCUGGACCAGCUUCAUGGUGCUACGAUUUUUAG